AUGAAAUUUUCCCUUCUCGCACUCGCCCUUGCAGGCCUUGGAGCUGCCACCCCUGUCACUUUGAUUCAACGCCAGUCCCGUGACUUUCAUCUGGGCUCGCGCAUCCACCGAGCUGGGGUUGAUGGUAAUUAUCCCUCGAAGCAGAUUCCCUUACGGUCACCUCCCGUGCUCACCUCAUCGCAACAGGGACAAUCCGUCGGUCCUGCGGUUUGCAGCGGCUUGAAAUCCGCCCGAUCCAGCGGUGUUGCAUGCCAGGGCGUUGGGCCGCAAUAUACCGCCGAUCUACCCAGCAAUGCCCUGCCAGAUAAUACUUCGCCCCAGGCCAUCGAUGAGGCCAUUGGCCUUUUCAAGCAAGCCGUGCAGAAGUGUCCCAACACUCAGAUUGUCGCUGGUGGCUACAGUCAGGGUACCGCCGUCAUCGAUGGCGCGAUCUCCCGACUCCCCGAUAAUGUCAAGGAGAAGAUCAAGGGGGUCGCCCUCUUCGGCUACACCCGCAAUCUCCAGGAACAUGGGCAGAUCUCCAACUUCCCCAAGGAUCCGGUCAAGGUCUACUGUGCUGUGGGCGACUUGGUCUGUUCCGGGACAUUGAUCAUCACUGCAGCCCACUUCACGUAUGUGGCCAAUGCCGCUGAUGCUACCCAAUUCCUCGUGUCGAAGCUGGCUUCUGCCUGA
Messenger RNA from Penicillium diatomitis, 672 nucleotides. RefSeq names its product cutinase 2. NCBI's taxonomy places the organism in Eukaryota, Fungi, Ascomycota, Eurotiomycetes, Eurotiales, Aspergillaceae. Gene Ontology annotation, cellular component: extracellular region. Gene Ontology annotation, molecular function: cutinase activity. The record is from RefSeq and is a predicted model, not a curated record. The transcript is spliced from 2 exons. Gene Ontology annotation, biological process: carbohydrate catabolic process. Bases 1 to 672 code for a protein of 223 amino acids.